Messenger RNA from Pelagomonas calceolata, 735 nucleotides. Lineage: Eukaryota; Pelagophyceae; Pelagomonadales; Pelagomonadaceae. The record is from the annotation of a GenBank genome assembly.
AUGAUCAGAAAAGAUUGCAAAUCCCUGGAGACCUGGCUCAAGACGUCCGUUCGCGACGCCGACCGCAAAACGAGGUUGUACGCACUCUUACGACACGCCGCCUUCGAGUCGUGGUUGGCAGGGCUCGAACUAUUGAUAAAGUACGACGCGGACGUGAAUCCACCGGCCGGUGGUGGCCGCCGCGACGGCGCGCUCGAUGGCGCACGCCUCGGCCCGACGCCGCUCCAUUACGCCGCUGCCUCCAAGGCGACACAUCAGGUCGCUGUCGUCGAUUUACUCUUGGCAGCGGGCGCUGACGCCUCGUCGACGCCGGCGAUGGAAGGCUCCGCGGUCCUGCCGCCCCUCCACUUUGCCGUAUCCCUGGGCCGGCGUGAAGAGGAGGCGGUCAAGGACCGUCGUUAUCAGGUCGUCGUUCACCUGCUUAGGCACGGCGCCCGGGCGAACGCCGAAGACGCCAACCACGUCACAGCGGAAGCGCGCGCGCGGCAGUAUCGCCAGUUCCGCUGCGAAAAAUUGCUUCGAGCCGUCCGUCUCGCGGGCGGGUCGUGGGAGCAAUACAUCGGGCAACGCUAUGAGCUGGUCGCUCUGCGGGCGCUCUGCGCGGGCGAACGGCCCCGGGCGCGCUGGGCCGGCGGUCUGGGCAAAGAACUGUUCCUCCGAAGCCUCUUCGAUCCCGAUCUGCCAAAAGAAUUGUUCCGAAAGGUCUUGUCGUUCUGGGCUCCGGUCUGGGACUAA